AUGACGGAACCGCCUGACUCUCAGGACUCAAAAAGGUCACUUUUCCAUGAAAUAGCAGGCGAGGGAGCUGGCAAGCGAAAGAAGCUUGCUUGUGUGGAGUGUCGACAACAAAAAUCGAAAUGUGAUGCUCACGAAAAGGCCCCUGGUCCAUGUACAAGAUGCCUCAAGAAAAAUAUCCCAUGUGUGCUCCAAAAGGAUUUCAGAAGAACUUAUAAAAGGUUCAGAAAUGAGGCAAUCGAGCAACGGUUCAAAGAGCUCACCAAAACAUUGGGCAAUUUGGAUGCAGAGGAAAUACUGAGGAAAAUCGAAUCAGAACAAGAACUUCUUUUAAACCAGACCAAUUUUACCAAGAGCAAACUAAAGAAGCUGCGUCAGGACCAUGACAGUCCUUUGGAAAAAUUGAAUGGCACCAGUGCCGACCCCGAUCUCGCAUCCCAAAACCAGCAUUUACAUUCGUGCACACCAAAGUCCCUGGGCGAAAUAUACAUGUCCGAACAGGACAUUAGCGAGGUAUACUCGGAGUUCGUCGCUAGAUACCAUCCUUUUUUGCCGGUUGUGGACAUAUCCAAAGGACCCGAGCGUAUUUACAGACUAUCACCUUGUUUAUUCUGGGUUAUAAUGCUAAUCGGACUUCGACGAAAAUUCAAGGCCACCGGAAUUAUGACAAAACUGUCAAAUCUGGUUAAAUCUAUACUCGCAGAAAUUACUAUGUCGCCUAUUAUCAGAUACGCGCCUGCGGAAAGCGAUGAGCCCGUUUUGAACGUGGCUUCCGUUUAUUCAGUACAGGCUUUUUUAUUGUACACGUUUUGGCCACCGCUGACAUCGUCUCUGAGCGCUGACACUUCGUGGAAUACCAUGGGGUCAGCCAUGUUCCAAGCCAUCCGUGUGGGACUGAACUGCGCAGAGUUUUCAACUGAGUAUGCGACAACCAACUCUGAACAAAUCCAGGAGCAGGUCAAAACCUGGAUUUGCUGCAAUAUAGUGUCACAAACAAUCGCUUCGUCCUUCGGGUUCCCAGCGUUUGUGUCCUUUGACCACACCGUGAUCAGCGCAUGUAAGACAUCGCUUCAGUCGUCCGCCAAUUCUAAAAGUAUAGAGGUUUCAGAAAGCAUAAAGCAAAUGAUGUACAUCGCGCACUUUGAGUAUCAGCUCACAAGGACGAUGAAUUCCAACCCGCUCAACGUCAUGGGGAUGGUGGAUGGUGAAGAAAAGCUCCCACUUUUGCGCGUCUUGGAACAGCAAUUGGGCGAACUGGAGAUCAGGCUCCGAGAGAGCAAACUAGACGACAUCAGAAAAUUUCUGCUUUUGGUCGCCAAAGUUCACUUAUUGACGUAUAUCUUCACUGGUGUCAUUCCUUUGGAAAGUUUGGCUGAAACCAACUCACUUGAAGUGACAGUUCGAGACACGGAAAUUAAUUUUGAAGCCAAACGUGGGUACGUCAAGGUUUACAAUGCGGCGAUCGAAUUACUCAUGCACACCACGUCUAUGUGCAAGUCGGAUCCGCAUAUUAUCAAGUAUUUUCCGGGAGUUUUCGUCCUCAACAUUUGGCAGACUGCAUGCAUCAUCAGUAAGCUCUCGCAUUCGUCCCUGAACUCAGUGCUGAACCUGGAGAAGGGCAAAAAGAUGUACCAAGAAGCUGUCACUCUGACAAACGAUGCCUCUGUGUUGAAAUAUGAUAUGGCUUAUAGGUCGUCAGGCAUCAUGAAAAGCAUUUGGAAAAUGUUCAGUAACAUGCACGACCAGUGGGAGAGCGAGCAACCAGAGACGUCGGAUACAUCAGAAACGUUGACGCAAUCCACAAAAGAUUUCAACCUUGACAUUACAAUCAAGUCCAGAAUGUCAGCUAGCGUUUUCUUCGAUUGCUUGUAUAAGCUUCGAGAAAGAUGUGGGAUGGCCAAGCUGAAAAGAGAGUUGCGAUCGGGCUCGGAAGAAAACGAGCUGGAAGAUGGAGUUUCAACCUACGACGGCUCACACAAAGGUGAGAAACGUGUUUCUUAUCACGAGAGUACUGAAGAUAACGCGCGGAAACUAAUAAAGACCAUUCCUCUGGAUCCUGAGCCCAUCAAUGCGCCCGCGACCGGCAGCAAUAGUCCGAAUCUGUCGAGUGCCGAGCCCUCAGACGUUGUGUCACUAAAGAGCAUUUUAAACAAAAGAGUUGGUCUAUUCCCAAGCCGAAUCCCAUUUGGCACCGGGGUCUCUCGAGAGCCGCUGGUUGGCACUUUGGACUUCACACCCGACCCUGAUAUCGACGGCAGGCUCUUCGAAACAACGCAGAAAAAUUCCAGAAACACGCCCGGGGCUCAAGAAACUGCCACUGUGUCAUCGUCAAAUCGUAGCGACUCGCCAGUCCCGCUGGAUCGCUGGGACAACUGGGAAUCUGACAGCGUAUGGAAAGACGUUGAUAUUUUGAUGAACGAAUUCGCAUUCAAUCCCACGGUGUAA
Lachancea meyersii CBS 8951 is the source of this 2442-nucleotide messenger RNA. The record is from the annotation of a GenBank genome assembly. Lineage: Eukaryota; Fungi; Ascomycota; Saccharomycetes; Saccharomycetales; Saccharomycetaceae.